Pistacia vera is the source of this 2169-nucleotide messenger RNA. Its product is annotated as pentatricopeptide repeat-containing protein At4g18840-like. The record is from RefSeq and is a predicted model, not a curated record. Gene Ontology annotation, biological process: RNA modification. The coding region runs from base 95 to 1702 and encodes 535 amino acids. Lineage: Eukaryota; Viridiplantae; Streptophyta; Magnoliopsida; Sapindales; Anacardiaceae. Gene Ontology annotation, molecular function: RNA binding; protein binding. The transcript has a single exon.
CUCUUGACAGAUAUUUUCACAAGAAAAUUUGGGGUCGACGUUUGAAUAUAAGCAUUUUGUGAACAAGUCGGGAAUCGACUCAACAGUUUGGGAGAUGACAAUGAGUGCAUGUUUAUCGCAGCCCCCGAUUCUCUCUUUCACAGAUAUGGCCACUUCCCUUACUGAAAUUCAGCAAGCUCAUGCCCACAUGAUCAAAACUGGUCAUUUCAACAACACUUUUGCUGCAAGCAGACUCAUCAGUUUUGCCAUCACGAACCCUGAUCCUCAAACUCUCUCUUAUAGUCACUCCGUUUUCACUCGCAUUCACGACCCAAAUUCAUACACUUUUAAUACCCUCAUUAGAGCUUAUGCCAACGGCCUCAACCCACAAAAUGCACUCCCAAUCUUCCUUCAAAUGUUAAGUGGCCAUGCAAAUGUUGUUCCUGAUAAGUACACUUUCACUUUUGUAUUAAAGGCGUGUGCUAAUUUUGGUGGAUUGAGAGAAGGAAUGCAAAUUCAUGGUCAUUUGUUAAAGAAUGGAAUUGGGAGUGAUUUGUUUGUUCAAAAUACUUUGGUUCAUAUUUAUGCUAAAUCGGGGUGUAUCAAAAGCGCACGUAAUAUGCUUGAUAAAAUGCCGAAUCGAGACGUGGUUUCUUGGAAUGCGCUUUUAAGUGCUUAUGUGGAAAUGAGAAUGAUGGAGUUGGCGCGUGAAUUGUUUGAUGGAAUGGAGGAAAGGAGUGUAGAAUCUUGGAAUUUUAUGAUUUCGGGGUAUGUAAAUGUUGGAUUGGUUGAAGAAGCUAGACGGGUUUUUAAUAUGAUGCCUUUGAAGAAUGUGGUUUCUUGGAAUGCUAUUAUCACUGGUUAUGCGCACGCGAGUUGUUUUAAGGAAGUUUUAUUGUUGUUUGAGGAUAUGCAGAAUGCGAAAGUGAAGCCUGAUAAUUGCACAUUUGUCAAUGUUUUAUCUGCUUGCGCUCGUGUUGGAGCUUUAAGCCAAGGUGAAUGGAUUCAUGCUUAUAUUGAUAAGAAUGGGAUUGGAAUUGAUGGUUUUAUAGCUACUGCACUUGUUGAUAUGUAUUCCAAAUGUGGGAACAUUGAAAAGGCUAUGAAAGUUUUUAGAAGCACUCUGAGGAAGGAUGUUAGUACUUGGAAUUCAAUAAUUUCGGGUUUAAGUAUACAUGGUUUUGGAGAAUCUGCAUUGCAGAUAUUCUCUGAGAUGAUUGUGGAGGGUUUUGAGCCGAAUGAAGUGACAUUUAUUGGCGUUUUAUCUGCAUGUAGUCGUUCAGGGUUGUUAAAUGAGGGGCGUGAAAUGUUUGACCUCAUGACUCGUGUAUAUGGGAUUCAACCAACAGUUGAGCACUAUGGCUGCAUGGUGGAUUUGCUUGGUCGACAGGGAUUACUAGAGGAGGCUGAAGAACUUGUGAGAACAAUGCCACAGAAAGAAGCUCCUGUUGUCUGGGAAUCACUUUUGGGUUCUUGCAAAAACCAUGGUAAUAUUGAAUUGGCAGAGUUUGUUGCUAGGAAGCUCCUGGAGUUGAAUCCUCAAGAUAGUGCUGGUUAUGUUCAAUUGUCAAACAUGUAUGCAUCUGUUGGAAGAUGGGAUGAUGUUAUGGAGGUGAGAAGUAAGAUGAAGGCACAAAAAGUAAAUAAGGAGCCCGGUUGUAGCAUGAUAGAAGUGGAUGGAGUAAUUCAUGAGUUUUUAGCUGGUGAAGGAAUUAUUCCUUGAGCAAACUUUACCCUGGGAAGUAUGAAUUAGACAAUCCAGAUGCAAGCUCUUCUUGGUAAACCCUGGAGCCCAACAGGGUAUUAAACCUACUUAUUUUCGAGAAGUAACAAUUGUUCACUCUCCUGAUCCUGGCACUCCGUAUGAGUUCAAUUAAAGCCUACAAGUAGCCAUGUGCUGUAGAUUGUGGAAUCCACAAGAAUAGGCAGUGGACUUUUGAGAGAAAGGAGCCUUCAAAUCCAUAACUGUUGCAUAAAAAUUACAAAAUGAUAGAAUUCUGCUGAUGGGAUGUUAAAAUUGUUUGUACUUGGAGAAUGGAACCGCUUCGUCUUUAGAACAUUGUGGGGAGGCAUCUAGUGAUAGUGUUCCCUGAUUGUAAGUAGCCAGCUUUGUACUAUUUACCACCUAAAAACUUCUUUUCUUUUAGUACAUUCAGUUCUACCAAUUGUCAACUUAGAGGAUUCUGGUGC